UUCACCGUCUAUCCGUCUGUCUGUAGGCAUCAUUUUGUUCGGACAUGUUCUAAGAGACUAGCAGGUGGAUUUUUCUGAAAGUUUUAAUACUCGAUCUUUGUCUACCAUGUAAAGAUGUGCACCUGAUAUUUCCAUCAUGAUUAGAAAGAGGGUAUUGCACCGAUUAGGGAAAUUUCCCUAAUCGGAGCUCCGUGCCAGCACUCAUGAGGUAAAACUGCAAUCGUAACUACUCAGCUAUUUCCGUAACUGCAAUUGAACCUUGUAUGUGCAUCGACGCCAUCAGAGUCUGUUGCCAUCAGGGCUGUGCGGUGCACCGAAAAUUUCGGUGCACCGUAAUUCAUACCAUUCAAUUCGAUGCACUGAUUACAAAUUCCAGAUUUCGGUUCGGUUCAGUUUAGAUUUUACUUACACCAAAACAACAAAUAUGGCGUCCGAGUGAUGUGCAGAACAUAUGGUUUUUUAUGCAACAGAGAUUUAAAUCACUACUGUGUUGAGAGUUAAUAAUUAGCAUUUUCACCAUUCAGAUACCAACAGAAUAUGGUCUGUAAGAUCAUUACAGUUUAUCUUUACAUGACAUAUAGCAUUUCUGUCAGUGGUGGAGUGAAAUUAACAUCGUAGGUAAUGACACAGAUUUGACAGUUAAUAUGAGAGAAGUAAAUCAAUAAGGAGAGAUUUUCAAAGACUCAAUUGAUAGAAUUGUUGAAUUUUUGCAUAUCAAUGAAAACAAUAUCAUAUACAUUUUAGAUUCACUAUAAAUUUGUUUAAUAAUCCAAAACUAUUAUCAAAGUUAUAAAAUGCCAUUAUGAAUAGAUAUGAUGUUUACAAAUGAGGACAUAUAGAUAUAUAACUUGAAUAAAAUCAAAUCAACUCAUUAAAAUUGUUAAUUUUUGUAGUGUACGUCACUAGAUAAAUUGGACCUAACAUGAACCGAAUCAAAAAUAACCAAACCGUGCUGUUCUGAAUCGAAACCGAACCGAAUCGAGCUAACCCUGAAUCGUCCCAGCCCUAGUUGCCAUGUGUACGCAAAUGUAACUAUGACGUCACAGUCGUAUGUUACAAUAUGAAACGCGAGCUUUCAAAUGCAUCUAAGAUAUCAUACAUAUGUAAGGUAUUCUACCACUAUAAAUUUCCACUUAUAUGUUUAUGUAUUAGAGUGAAUAAGACGUUAAUUUACAAAAACUGAAUCUGUGGUGAAAAUCUAAAUAACACAUUAUACAGGGAUUCGGUUCUGGCCUUCUAACCUCAUCCACAGGCGCGCUUCUGGCGAAGAAAUUGAUGCAAUUCUUGCGCCAAUCAACAUUCGAGUCUUCUUAAUAGUUACGGAAAAGGACGAGCGCAUGAUCCAUUGGUAAAACCAUCCAUAUUUAUACUUUUAUUACGUAUUUGCCAUUUAAAUACCUGUAGGAUUCCCCAGUACUAAGGGCAAGCCUAAUACAUUUUAUGUGUCAAUACAUUAUACAUGUAGUCUAUAAACAUAAUUUUUGAAAUCAUGAAAAUUAAAUUGUCUUCACAUUUUCUUCUGAUUAUCAGAUACAAUGUACAUGUAUACGGUUACAUGUUUAAUAUGAGUGUAUACAAUGUUUCAUAUUCUAUACUAACUCGUAUUUAUUAUUUUCUACAAGCAUCUGUACAUGACUCUGACCACAAAACAAAAUAUAGGAAGUUUAAUAUGCAUUAAUAAAGUUCAAUAAGUACAUGCACCUGAAAACAUAAUUUGAUUCACCAUAGCAAUUUGCUACUGGAAUCUUAUCCACUCAAACUGUUUAAAUGUCAUUUACCUUGUUUGGCCUUAUAGUUUUUCUUUCAAAGCUUUGCAAAGUUCACAACGGUUUUUCAUAAAAGGCAAGAUGCCUUUGUCAACACCUUUCACUCAAAAAAAAAGUUCUCAUCAUUAGCAACCUUGACUUUUAGAACACAGAUAUUGAGUCUAUUUCACAAACUAAACAGUGUCCAGGUUGGAAGCUUAUUUCAAACUCGGUACAUUGUAAUAAACAGAGAUUAUAUUGACAUGAAACAUUUAUAAAAACUAGAAGUGUGUUUCAAUUAAGAACAAAAUCUAGAUGGAAAACAUAAUAUGAAAAGAAAAAUAUUUUGUUUGUGAGGGAUUUGAAUCCAGAAAAUGUAAUAUGAAAAAAAAUAUUGUAUUCGCGAGAGAUUCGAACCCAGUCAUUUUAAAAAAGAAAACAUCUUUGCAUACAAAAGUCAAUGACCUAAUACCCACUAAACCACGCAGUAGACAUACAGGUGAAGUUGAAAAUAAUAUCAGUGAAGUUGUUUCGAUUUUUUGAAAUUCACAAAAAAUGUCCUUGUGAAACAAAUUUCAAAGCGACAGUUUUUUAGUGAAAACUCAAAGAACAUAUGUUCAUGCUAAAAUCAUUUUGUUUCAUGGAGCCAGUUUUUCUUAAAUUCGGGGAUACCCCUCCAUUUUAAUGUUAAAAAUCAUAUAAAUCGCUUAUUGCUUGAUUUAACUCGAAUUAUUUAGGCUAAAUUUUGUCAAUACACGUCUUUUAAACUUAUUUUCAAAAAUGUUUGAAUUCAAGGCAUAUAAGUUCCAAUUCAGGUUUUAUCAUAUUUUUGAAUAAUAAUUUAAUUUUAUCGAUCUGUCAAAUUCUGAAAUGGGAUGGGUACAAAUUAAUGAGCAAACACGAAAGACACAGUGAUACUAAACGGAAAGAGAGGGUGGAGAAUUUCAAUAGUGGAAUUUUUCCUUAUUUCCAGUUAAUUAAAUGGUAUUCAUAGUGACAAUGCUUUUCAUGCUAUAGGGACAACUUCAUCUGCAGCUUGUAAUGUAAGUCUUCACUGAGAUAAGUAUUGAUUCCACACACAAGGAGAAUUUAAAACAGAAGUAACUGUGUACUGACUAAUGAACACAUGUGGAGUGCCAUUCAUUGGAGAAUUAAUGUGAUUACUCAAUAUUAAUUAUUGAUCUUCUGUGCCCAUCAUCUUAGGAUCAUCUAUUUCCCCCACUCCAUCUGUUGAUUGUGUGUCACGUAGAAAACUCCACAGGAAAUUCCCCAUAGAAAAUAUACCCCUAGGGAAGAUUUAUAUGUAUACUGUGAGGAUCAUGAAAUCUUGUUUGGAGGGGAGGGGGGGGGGAUAUUUUCUACAUUGGAAAACCCUCUUGGAGAACUUUUCUAAAUUCAUUUGAAAACUUUUAGUGGGAAAAAAGACUUUUCUAUAGGAAAGGUGACAGGUUCGAGCUCACUUUCAGUUAUAAGUAAAGCAGAAUAUUAACAGCAUAUUCUAAUAAAUGAGGGUAUAGAGGUAUGUUUGGUUUGUUUAGUCUUUUAAUAGAUAACCAUUAAUUAUUGGUCAAAACUUUUAAAGUUUUUCUAGUGAAAGGUUCAGGAUGAAUCUCCAUGGUGAAAAUAUCUUUUUGCUAGAUACUGCAGAAUGUAAGACUAGACUCAGUGGUAUCGGUAGGUUAAUCGAUACUUGACAUCUCACAUUGUGCUCUUAGAAAAAGCACUUUUAACGUAUCUGCAUUGUCUCAGUCCACCCAGCUAUAUAUGGGUGUGGGAAGGAAACUUGCUAAUUGGAAGAGAAAAAUGAUACUUAUUAUAGGACCUUGGUAUAUGUAUAAGUUUUGUUACUAAGGAUUCUGAGAGGCAUACCAUUAAUUUAAAAGUAAAUAUUCUGAAAGCAACUCACAUCAACAUUUACUGACUGAUCAAAAUAAGAAUGAAGUCUAUUUCAUGCUACUUAUUAAUCUAGUAAGUUUCCUGACCCAAAGGGAAUUUAUUACAAUUAGUAUUCUAACUGUAAUAUCAUCCAUGACAGUAUAUAUACACUCUGCAGUGGAGGUAUUGGAUGUUAAAUGUUGUAAUUAACUGAUUGCUUCAUCAGAAACAUUGUAUUUCACACAACUAUAUACUAAUGGUUAAUAACUUCACUUGACAGAGAUUAAUGUCAUUCAAAGAUGUGACAUUGUUCAUACAAUAUUUAUCACAUCAGAUUACAUUUUGCUGUGACUCCAGGGAGGGAACAAUUUAUAUAAAAGGUAUUUGAAAUAUCAAGAGCCAUUGUUAUUACAAGAGAAGUACAGAACUAUUGCAAAAUGCUGUUUGGCCUUGUGUCAGGGUGGUGUCGCAAUUGUGUAAUGCUGUCUGGAUACAUUAUAAGUUUCUGUAAUAUUAAUGUGGGGCUAUAAGUGGUAUUGACUUUUUAGACCAGUGUCUUCUGCAGCCAUUGCCUAUCAAUGAAUAAAAGAUUGGACAGGUGGAUCAAUAGAUUUCACCUUUCUCCUCAACUGUGCUAAAUGGAAUGAUUUACCUGGUCAGGUGUUUACACCCAGCUAUAUAACCGCUGUGUCAAUACAGAGGAACGAGCUCUCUUCAACGUAGUUGGUUUAAAGGUCUAGCAAUUUCUGUCACAGAAGACUUGUAAAAGCCUGUUGAUAACGAAGUAGCGUCACAAAACAAGAUGGCUGCCUAUAUCUGUAAACAUCUCAGCACUUCCUGAUACUGUGAAAUUCUGUGAAAUCCAUUUUUCUGUCAGAUUUUUUUGCAUGUGAUUCUGUGCCAGUUUUAACACUGGUCUUUCUGGGCUGUGCAAUCAUGGAGCCAAGUUAUAAGAUGGGGAAAUACAGUCCUAACCACCUAUUGGAACAAUCUGAUUUUGACGAAAAUCAACAGUGGACAAUGAGUGGCCCACCUGGCAGCAUUCAAGAUCAGGAUAACUUCAAUGUACAACAGAAAAAGCUGGAAAAGGAGAGAAGAAGGAUAGAAGAACAGGCCAGAAAGAAAAGGCAGCAGUUAGGACUUCUACAACAUAACCCUGACAGUCGCCCGACGUCAGGUCGCAAACAUCGCAGUGAAACACAACCCCUUGUGGGAUCCAAACCGUCCACACCUACAAAUCUUCAUGCAAAAAACAGGUCAAAAAAGAAAUUACUGGAAAAGCAUCAACAUGAAUAUAUCGGUCCUGCGGGUAUUGAGGAUGAGGAGGAUAUGCGGAGCAGCUCACCAAACCUCCGUCGGAACGAUGGCUCAUAUCCCAUCCUCAACGUGACAGAGGACAGUUAUAGUGAUGACCCAGAUAGUGAUAUCCAGGACAUUCCCAUCAUGAAUCAAGGUGAAGAAUCAAACAAACGGAACAAAGGCAAAAACAAGAAUGCUCCCUCCAAAUCAGGAGGCAGAGGGCAAUGGACCUCCCUCACUCCAAACGCCUCCUCAACCUCUCUUUCAAAGAACUCCCGCUCUCGUUCCCGUACCCCCGAGAUCAUGAUCACGGGUACAGAGGACCAGCAACAGGGAAAUGACUCUGAUGUGGAUGAUAUCCCCAUGUUAGAUGCAGAAACUUCAAAUAAACCAAACAAAGCCCAUAAGCAGAAAAACAAAAAGUCUGCCCCAAACAGACCACCAGCACCCCCCACUACUGGAGGCGAGCGUUCUGGUGGGCGGUCCCCAAUACCUCUAGUAGCCAAUCAGAAACAGCGACAGAAGCCAAGCAACCAACCAGUACAAGGGUUCCAGCAGCCUGAGGAUGAAGAAGAAGAUGAUGGAGUAGAUGAGACUAGUGCCCCUGUGGUACCAUCUAAAUCUCCAAGCAGUAAAAAUAUCAAGCAAAUGGCUGCCUACAACAAUGAGAACGAUGACCAAGAAGCUGAGACUGCAGAAGGUGCUAUGGCUCGAGACUACUCACCUGAGCUCACAGAAAACCUUGAUGAUUUUGUGCUCAGACCAGCUCCUCAAGGUCAUGUGAUGAAGUGCCGGAUCACAAGGGACAAAAAAGGGGUGGAUCGAGGAAUUUAUCCCACGUAUUUUCUACAUUUAGAAAAAGAUGACGGCAAAAAGAUAUUCUUAUUGGCUGGAAGAAAGAGGAAGAAGAGUAAGACCUCUAACUAUCUGAUAUCUACAGACCCCACUGACCUGUCCAGGGGAGGCGAGGCCUAUGUAGGAAAACUCAGAGCCAACUUAUUAGGAACACAGUUUACUUUGUUUGAUAACGGAGACAACCCAAAGAGUAAUUAUGAAAAUGCCAGAAAAGAAUUAGUAGGAAUUGUAUAUGAAACAAACGUGCUAGGUUUUAAGGGACCCAGAAAAAUGACCAUUGUCAUUCCUGGCAUGAACUUGGACCAUGAGCGAGUAGACAUUAAACCAAGAUCUGACAAUGAUGGUUUGAUUGACAGAUGGAAGAGGAAAAAUAUGGAGAAUAUUCUAGAGCUUCACAAUAAAACCCCAGUGUGGAACGAUGAAACUCAGUCAUACGUGUUAAAUUUCCAUGGCAGAGUCACUCAGGCCUCUGUGAAGAAUUUCCAAAUUGUACAUGACAAUGAUGUGGAGUACAUCGUGAUGCAGUUUGGUCGUGUGGCAGAAGACGUGUUUACUAUGGAUUUCAACUAUCCCCUUUGUGCUGUUCAAGCAUUUGGAAUAGCACUGAGUAGUUUUGACAGUAAACUAGCUUGUGAAUAGUACCAUCUCUCAACCACAUCCACCAUCAUCCGGAUCACAGCUCAAUCCCAUCUCAUGAUUUGGUUAUUUGUGCAGAUAUUGUAGUUUACUUUGUGCCUAGUAUGGAAGUGAUUACCAGAAUUUGGAUUUAAAAUCAUUCUUUUUGAUUUAAAGCAUUUUUUUCUCUGUCAUUAGAUUAGAAAAAUUGUACCUUACAAAAUAGAAAGAAGCAGUCAAAAUGAUAAUUAUAUUGGUACAGCUUAUGUGCACAAUGAACCGUGUUCAGUGAAACAUUUCCUCUCAUUUUGUGUUCAUCUUUAAUCGACAGAAGGAGAAGGUAGAAAAUUAAUAGUAAAAAGUACUAAUAUUGUUAGGAUUCAUUUGAAAUUUUUUUUUUUCUUGCAUCACAUCUGACAUUUUGAUGCAUUGUUUGGUAAAUGGGAGUUCUUAACCAUAUUUCUAACACAGUUUUAUUUUAUUUUAUUUUUUUCUUAGACAAUACAGAAUGUUGCCCAAAGACUAAUUGAAGUAGUAGAAUAACUUUCCCUCUAUUUCUGUAUUUUUGAACAAAUUAAUGUUAGUAGAUAUGGAGGGAUUCAAUUUUGCAGUAAUUAUAAAAGUAUGCCCAAUGAAUCCCAGUGUUUCUUUAGAAUUGAGCUUGUGAUGUUUUGUUUGAGAACAUUUUCAACAAAGGAAAGUAUUUUAAGUUUCAAAUGAUCAAUUUGUUAUCUUAGUUUAGUAGUUAUGAAUGAAAUGCAUAAGAUUACAUUUGUGUAAGUCACAUGACCAUCCGUUAAUAUAUUCAUGGUUAUGAGGUCACAAUUGAAUGUUUGAAAUUUAUUAUGAGUAUCAAUGCAGUGUUUUGCUAAGGUGUUGUAAUUUCAUUUUUGUACAUAUGCAUAAAUUGCAUUCCUAUAUGUACUUUUGUGAGUUACGUUUUUUCCGUCCAUUUGCAUAUCACAUGGGCAUUUCAAUAACCCAGCAGUUGCAACAUGAGAUGACACAUGUGGCAAUGGAAAUUUUUCUCCCAUUAAUUCCCAGCUUGGUGUAUUUUAUAUUGUGGUUGUGAUAAAAAUGAAAAUGGUGUACAAAAUGUUAGUAUAUAUUUUAGUGAUUUUCUAAGAAAAUUCUUUGUUUACAACUUUAUGUUGUUAUUGUGUAGGCUAUGCCAAUUGUGCAAUCCCCCUCCCCCACCCCCCUAUAUUCCGCCCACCUGAAUAUUUUUAUAUUUGGAUGCUUGUCAACUGAAAUACACAAAGGAAGCAAUCAUAUUUACUAUGAAUUAGUUUAAAUCAUCAGAUUGUAUGUUCACCAGACGUGCUAUUUAUUCAUGCACAUGUCAUCUUUGAAGUUGGUCUUUUACGAAACAAUUUUACAACAAGUGAAGUAUAGCAAUGGCUGAUAGAAUUUUAUGACCUUACAUGUAGGUCAUGUUUAUCAAUGUUAUUGUGUAUAGAAUGUGUAUGUAUUUUGGUUUAUUAUACAAUACUUUAAGAAUCAACACCUUAACUACGGUAAAAUCAGUUCAUGGUUUGACCCAGAUACAAAAAUACCAACUAGAUGUAGAUGUAGUAUUUCUUUAAUGAGAGGGGAAGUUUACUGUUAAAACCCCAUGUCACUAUUAAACUUGAUUCAGUAGAUUGUACAAAGUAUCUUGUCUGUAUUGUUAGCAUAGCCAUGGUUCAGGUGAUAUCACUUUGUUAUUGUGCACAGUUUGAACUUUUUCCAAAUUCAGAAUAAACAUUCUUUUGGCAAAUUUUUUUUUGUUAUUUGAGAGUGAACUAAUUUCUUAACAAAGUAUCUUUCUUGUGUUUUAUAUUUCUUUAAAUAUUUGUAAAAAGAUAAAUUAAAGAUCCCAAAAUUUUCCAGAAAUCUGAUGAACUAUAUUGUGCAUGUAAAUGUUGAUUUUUACAAGACUGGUGAUAUAUACAGUAUUAGUGUAAUAUAAUCCUUUAUUUAUUGAUAUCAGGGGAAAGUGCUAUUUACUGUAACCUGUUUGGGGUUAAAGGCUAGUAAUUAUUCUAUCUAUUGUGUUUUCCAAGUCAGUUGUAUCAGUUUGAUAUCAGAGAGCAAUUUAAGACUAUAAUUUUGAUGAUUUGCAAGUGAAAAUGACUGGUACUGGGUAGCUGUGAAUGCAGAUUUUGUAUAUACAUGUGUACACUGUAUGAGUACUUAAAUUAGUGGGAUUCGUAUUUUGACACUUAACCAAAAAAUGCUAAUUGUGGUUUGCUCUGUUAUGUGGAAUUAUCUAUUCUUCAUUGUAGAAUACAGUAGCACUAAAUCAUCAUAACACUAGAAUAUUUAUUCUCGACUGUGCGAAGUUUUAAAUACUCUAAACUAAGUACACAUACAGUUUCAUGGAGUACAGAGACAGUGGAAAGAGUUACUCCCCUUUAUAAAGAUCCGUUAAUGUGUAUGCAGUUUUUUUCUUCUGGCUAUUGUUAAAUUUAAGAAACAAUAUUUAUGAAAUAUUAUUUGUAUUGUCUUUGUGUUGCUAACUUUUAUAAGUUUUAACUUUGCUGCAUGUGAGUGACUUUUAGUACACAAAGUAUGUGUGCUGAAUUGUCAGUAUUCCAUAUUUAGCUUUGUUUUUUUUUUUAGUUCUUACUGGGUAAAAUACCCAAUUAUAAUUGUGUAAUGAAGAGGAGGGAAUUUUUUGGUAUUGAUUUUUUUUCUCACACUGAUUCCCACUUGCACAGUUUUCAAAAUGGGGAAUAAAAUGGAUGCAAGUGAAAUCAAUAAGCUAACUUCUUAAAAUCACAUUGUUUUGAGAGUAUAAUAUAUUUUUGAAAUCUCAAAUCACAGACCCAGAAACAAAGAAAUCCAACAUCUAUUAAACUUUUCAUAUUGUAUAAAUUCAUUGGUCCUGUUUUCCCCUCCUUCCCUCCAGCAGACUGGUGUGUUAGGUUUAUCAAAUGUUGCCGUCCACGUGUCUUUUGAUUGUAUAAUUAUUAUUUGUUUAUAUUCAGUUGCCAUUAAUUUAUCAUUGUCAAAUAUAUUUCACAGUUUGUCGAAAUAAAAAUGUGCCACAU
This is a messenger RNA of Ostrea edulis (European flat oyster), 9424 nucleotides long. RefSeq names its product tubby protein-like. NCBI's taxonomy places the organism in Eukaryota, Metazoa, Mollusca, Bivalvia, Ostreida, Ostreidae. Gene Ontology annotation, cellular component: cilium. The record is from RefSeq and is a predicted model, not a curated record. The transcript is spliced from 15 exons. Bases 4557 to 6413 code for a protein of 618 amino acids. Gene Ontology annotation, biological process: protein localization to cilium.